Messenger RNA from Dracunculus medinensis (Guinea worm), 1590 nucleotides. NCBI's taxonomy places the organism in Eukaryota, Metazoa, Nematoda, Chromadorea, Rhabditida, Dracunculidae. The record is from the annotation of a GenBank genome assembly.
AUGGAUGAUGAAAUUUAUGAAAUUGUCGAUUUUCAUGCGAAUGAACGACUCGAUCUUUUAAAGGAAAGUUGUCGAUUUCGUCGUGAAGUUUUCUGCGAUGAGUUAAAAAUAGCUGAAAAUCCAGAAAUUGACGAUUCUGAAUGCUUCCAUAUCGUCGCUCUUCGUAAAUCUGCUCAGUCUUCUCAAGCGGUUGCUGUGUGUCGUUUACAUUGCCUUCCGCCAUUUAUAAAACUCGACCAGUUCGCUGUAUCAAAGGUUUAUCGUGGUCAGCGAUUAGGCGAAAGCCUACUUGCUCGUGCAGUUCACAUAUGUGAACGAAAUUUCCCUCAGUAUAUACUUGUUAUCUUCUCAAAUGCACUUGCUUCGGAAUUUUUUCGAAAAUAUGGAUUCAUUUGUGUAAAGGACAGUUUUGUGUUCAAUGGUGAAUUACAUCAGGAAGGCUGUAAACCGCGAUUGUCUUUCAUGCAAUUUUCAUUAAAUAAAAAUGUUAUUGGUUAUUCAUUAAUUCGAAUUUAUCGAGAAUGUGCUUUUGCUGUGAACCAGGGAAAUUUUAAACGAAGCGUUGAAUUAGAAAAAUUCGGCUUAACUAUUGCUUGGGAAAAACUAAAUACUGGUCAUUAUGCAAAAGUAGACGAUGCAUGGCGAGAACUAUAUUCAACAUUUUCAGCAUGUAAAGCUGUGCGGCUUGCUUAUGCAGGCAAUCAUAAGGAUGCUCUAAAAGCUUGUGAUAUGGGCUUAAUAAUGGGUGGCGAUAUUGAUGGUUUCUCGUUAUCGUAUUAUGCUCAUUAUUUACAUUCGCUUCUUCCUUUACCGAUUGCAAACAAAAUUUUGCAAGUAUAUAUUUUUAUUCCAAGAUCUUUGGAGAAUUCUCGAUCAAUUAAAAAAUUAGAGCGACCAUCUUUGGAAGAGUUUUGCCGCUUAAUUGCUAAAGGUGAACCUGUAAUAUUCACUGGUCUUGUAUCAGAAUGGCCUGCUUAUUCAAAAUGGAACUUUCAGUAUUUAUGUGAUUUAAUCGGACAUCGAACUGUUCCUAUAGAAAUCGGUAGCAGUUACGCUGAUGAUGACUGGUCGCAGAUUUUAAUGACAUUCACAGAAUUUUUUAAUGAAUUUCUGGUGCAGAAAAGUGAUCGCGGUAUGGGUUACCUCGCUCAGCACCGAUUAUUCGAUCAAAUCCCUCAGUUGCUGGAUGAUAUCAUUAUUCCUGAUUAUUGCGCUUUUGGUGAAGGUGGAAUCGAUAAGACUGAUUUGAAUAUUUGGAUUGGACCAGCGGAUACUGUAUCUCCGUUGCAUACUGAUCCGAAAAGCAAUAUUUUUUGUCAGAUAUCUGGUCGGAAAUUUUUACGGUUAAUUCCUUAUUGUCAAACGCAUCUUGUUUAUCCUAACAAAGAUGGUUUUCUGAGAAAUACAAGUCAGGUUGAUGCUGGAAAUCCUGAUCUUUUAUCAUUUCCACUUUUUGGUAUGACCAAUGUUUAUGACUGUAUAUUAGCACCAGGAGAUUGUUUAUAUAUUCCACAGGCUUUUUGGCAUUAUGUACGCUCACUUGACCCGAGUAUAUCCGUUUCUUGCUGGUUUAAGAUAGAUAAUAAGUAA